Molecule: messenger RNA, 862 nt
Organism: Meloidogyne enterolobii
Lineage: Eukaryota; Metazoa; Nematoda; Chromadorea; Rhabditida; Meloidogynidae
Source: the annotation of a GenBank genome assembly
UUUUGUUGAGGGACAGUUGCGCAAUAUUCAAUUUUUAUUAAAUGUAGUGAAGAGAGGGAAUUGUUUGAUCCCUUUCCCCCAUUUUACUCCAAAAAUAAUUGUUUUCAGCCCAUUCCCUUUGGCAAUGUUUACUUCGACUUUACUGUUCUCGUUAAGUUACAUUCUUCAUAUUAGGCAAGUUUUAGUAGGAUAAAAUUGGGGUUUAAAUUUAAAAAUUAGUUUGGCACAAAGCUACUAUGGAAGCAACUUUUUGGGAGCUUUACGAGGCUGGUUUUGAAAGAGUUAAAAAAUUUAAAGAAUCUUUUGUAUAUACAGGAUAUGGGCCUAAUACAUGUCGUUUUAUUUCGUGUCCGUUGGGGCAAUAUUGCAUUGCAGGUAAAUUUCGGAUAAGUCGAAACCGAAGAAAGACCGGAUAGCCGAAAAUUUUCGGUUCGCAUAUCGGUUCCGGAUAACCGGCGGUCUCAUAAGCCGUGAACCUUAAUUGCAGGCAUUUGUCAGCCUAUGGAUUACGGACUUGGUGGAGGUUAUGGAGGGAGACUUAACAAUGGGGCUUAUGGCCUCUAUGCUGCCGCGAGUAAAUGUAGAUUUGCAAAAAUAAUACUCUUUAAAUAAUCUACUUUAGUAUGUGCUGAUACUGUAGACUGUUAUAGCGGUCAAAUUUGCCAGGCCGGCAGGUGUAUAUUUCAGAAUAUUGGAUACCCAGAAGUUGGAUACGGGAGUCCGUACGGGCGUGGCAAUCUUUAUGGUUAUGGAUUGGGAGGGUUCUAUUCUCCAUAUUUUGGAAUGAAUUCGUUCUCAUUUUCUGCAUGUGGAGGUAUUGGUUGUCCUUUAGGCUUAAAUUGUAUGCCUGGGCGAUGUUUGG